This is a messenger RNA of Dentiscutata heterogama, 139 nucleotides long. NCBI's taxonomy places the organism in Eukaryota, Fungi, Glomeromycota, Glomeromycetes, Diversisporales, Gigasporaceae. The record is from the annotation of a GenBank genome assembly.
AUGACAAGAAAGUCUGGAGAUGAUAAAAACUUACAUCGACAAAUAAAAGGAAGUCAAGAUAAAAUCGAACGAUUAUCAGUUCUUGACGAAUUUAUUGAUACUGUAAUAAAUAUUGAUGACUGUUCUGCACCAGAUCGAU